This is a messenger RNA of Hipposideros armiger (great roundleaf bat), 6048 nucleotides long. It is a transcript of the gene CDK19, whose product is annotated as cyclin dependent kinase 19. Bases 235 to 1773 code for a protein of 512 amino acids. The record is from RefSeq and is a predicted model, not a curated record. Lineage: Eukaryota; Metazoa; Chordata; Mammalia; Chiroptera; Hipposideridae. Gene Ontology annotation, biological process: protein phosphorylation. Gene Ontology annotation, molecular function: protein serine/threonine kinase activity; ATP binding. The transcript is spliced from 13 exons. Gene Ontology annotation, cellular component: nucleus; cytosol.
GCCGCCGCCGCCGCCGCCGCCGCGGAGGAGGAGGAGGUGGUGGAGGAGGUGGCUACUGCGGUCGCCGAGGAGUCCCUUGCUGAAGGCGGACCGCGGGGCGGCGGGUGGCGCGCGCGCGCCCGAGAGGCGGCUGUUGGAGAAGUGGAGCGGCGGUCGCUGGGGGAGGAGGAGGAGGAGGAGGGACUGAGCGGCAGCGGCCCCCGCGUCCCGGUGCCUCUAUGGGGGAAGCAGACAAUGGAUUAUGAUUUCAAGGCGAAGCUGGCGGCGGAACGGGAGCGGGUGGAGGAUUUGUUUGAGUACGAAGGGUGCAAAGUGGGACGCGGCACCUACGGGCACGUCUACAAGGCGAGGCGGAAAGAUGGAAAAGAUGAAAAGGAGUAUGCAUUGAAGCAAAUCGAAGGAACAGGAAUAUCCAUGUCAGCUUGUAGAGAGAUUGCAGAUAGUGACCCCUCUCCCUCUUGUAUUCAGCUUUUGCGGGAAUUGAAGCACCCUAACGUGAUCGCCUUGCAGAAGGUGUUUCUGUCGCACAGUGACAGGAAGGUGUGGCUGCUGUUUGACUAUGCAGAACAUGACUUGUGGCAUAUUAUUAAGUUUCACCGUGCAUCGAAAGCAAAUAAAAAGCCCAUGCAGUUGCCAAGAUCUAUGGUUAAAUCAUUACUUUACCAGAUUCUUGAUGGUAUCCAUUACCUCCAUGCAAACUGGGUGCUUCACAGAGAUCUGAAACCAGCAAAUAUCCUAGUAAUGGGAGAAGGUCCUGAGAGGGGGAGAGUCAAAAUAGCUGACAUGGGUUUUGCCAGAUUAUUCAACUCUCCUCUCAAGCCACUAGCAGAUUUGGAUCCAGUAGUUGUGACGUUUUGGUAUCGGGCCCCAGAACUUUUGCUUGGUGCAAGGCAUUAUACAAAGGCCAUUGAUAUAUGGGCAAUAGGUUGCAUAUUUGCUGAAUUGUUGACUUCAGAACCUAUUUUUCACUGUCGUCAGGAAGAUAUAAAAACAAGCAAUCCCUUUCAUCAUGAUCAACUAGAUAGGAUAUUUAGUGUCAUGGGGUUUCCUGCAGAUAAAGACUGGGAAGAUAUUAGAAAGAUGCCAGAAUACCCCACACUUCAAAAAGACUUUAGAAGAACAACGUACGCCAACAGCAGCCUCAUCAAGUACAUGGAAAAACACAAGGUCAAGCCUGACAGCAAAGUGUUCCUCUUGCUUCAGAAACUCCUCACUAUGGAUCCGACCAAGAGAAUUACCUCAGAGCAGGCUCUGCAGGACCCCUAUUUUCAGGAGGACCCCUUGCCAACAUUAGAUGUGUUUGCUGGCUGCCAGAUUCCAUAUCCUAAACGGGAAUUCCUAAAUGAAGAUGAACCUGAAGAGAAAGGUGAUAAGAAUCAGCAACAGCAACAGAACCAACAUCAGCAGGCCACAGCCCCUCCACAGCAGGCAGCAGCCCCUCCACAGGCGCCCCCGCCACAGCAGAACAGCACCCAGACCAACGGGACUGCGGGAGGGGCCGGGGCUGGGGCCGGGGGUGCCGGAGCAGGGCUGCAGCACAGUCAGGACUCCGGCCUUAAUCAGGUGCCUCCAAACAAGAAACCACGGCUAGGGCCUUCAGGCGCAAACUCAGGCGGGCCUGUCAUGCCGUCAGAUUAUCAGCACUCCAGUUCUCGCCUGAAUUACCAAAGCAGCGUUCAGGGAUCCUCUCAGUCCCAGAGCACACUAGGUUACUCCUCCUCUUCCCAGCAGAGCGCGCAGUACCACCCAUCUCACCAGACCCACCGGUACUGACUGUCCUGACGGCCGCCGCAGCCCAGAGCACAGGCUCCAGCAAUGUGAUGUCUGCAUUGAGAAGAACCAAAAAUGCAAACUGUGAUGCUGUUUACAACUCAUCCACUUAGGAGGAAAACUAGAUCCUGAGCAUCUUGCAGGACUGACUGAUGUCUCUUCUUUGUUGACUUAAAGAAGGUUUUUGUGAAGUUUCCCCAGCACCCUUCCCCUGCAUGUGUUCCAUUGUGACUUCUCUGAUAAAGCGUCUGAUCUAAUCCCAGCACUUCACUUCUGUAACCUUCAGCAUUUUUUUUGAAGGAUUUUCUGGUGCACCUUUCUCAUGCUGUAGCAAUCACUAUGAUUUAUCUUUUCAAAGCUCUUUUAAUAGGAUUUUAAUGUUUUAGAAUCAGGACUUCAGUGGUGUAUGGUUUUAUACUUCAUGAACUGACCUAGCAAUGGAGGGAAAAAUGCACCUUUUAAAGCACUACGUUGUCUUCACAGAAUAUAACUGUUUUGCUCAUGGAAGUCUUAAACAGAAACUGUCACUGUCCCAAAGUACUUUGCCAUUAUGUUUUUAUUUAUCUAGUUUUCAGGGAAGGUCUAACAAAAAGACAAGCGGUGGGACAGAGGGACCCUACAACCAAAAACAGCCUAGAUCUUUGCAGUUACUAUGCUUUAUGCUAUGAAGACCUGAAGUGUGUGGUAAUUUUUGUAUAAUCAUUCAUAUGGAACUUAGUUCCCAGAAUCAUCUUCUUCUGAGUAGUAUUCAGUAAUUAAGAAUUAUAAAUUUAACCUUCAUGUAGCUGAGUCUACCUUAAAAAGGGUUGCAAGAGCUUUGAUGAACUACAGUCCCUCUGGUGACCCACACCAGAAAGCUGAAGGGAAUAUUAACUGCACUAGGAUUUCUUUAAGGAGUCAUGUUGAUCAAAGGAUGUAUUACUUCCCUUUGAAGGAAAAGCUUUUAGUGUGUAUUGUACAUAAAGUUGGCUUCUCUGAAGAACUGUUGGUUUCUUCACAUGUGGGUCAGCUUGAGUAACUUUCUUACAUAAUCAAGGAUACUCAAAUAGAAGCCUGCAAAUUAAUCUGCUUUUAAAAUAAAGGGCAGUGUUCUCCAUUCAUAUUUGCAUUAGGUAUAGAGUGACUAUUUUUAAAGCAUGUUAAAAAUUUAGGUUUUAUUCAUUUUAAACUAUGUGCUGUGUAUGCAUCAUUUUGCUGUUGUUAACUGAAACUUAAUUCUAUCAAGGAUCUUUUCAUUGCACUGAAUGCUUUCUUUUGCCCCUAGGAGAAAACUAAUAAUUGUGCCUAAAAAUCUACGGGCAGAUAGUGUAUGACUAUACUAGAUAAAGUGCAUAUUUGCAUUUCCGUGAUCUAUGAAUUAGAGGCCGAGUCCUUUCUCAGCCAGUGUAAGGAACCUCUCACUCCCCAGAGUCACAGGACAUGUAGACAUAGAGUUCCCAUUGUAAUGUAAGGGAAAGAAAUUUGUGUUCUUCUGAAUGCUACUAGCAGCACCAGCCUUGUUUUAAAUGUUUUCUUGAGCUAGAAGAAAUAGCUGAUUGUUGUAUAUGCAAGUUAUAGGCAUUUUUCUUUUUACUAUUCUUUAUGAACUUAUCUACCUGGUUAUGAUACUCUGGGUCCAUACGCAAGUAACAUAAGAUUUCAGACAGAAGCCAGUAUACAUUUUGCACUAUUGAUGUGAUACUGUAGCCAGCAAGGACCUUACUGACUUCAGCAUAAUAAUGCUUAUUAAUAACAAAGACUAUAUAGUGACACUCACCAACACUGAAGAUGAAACAGUUGACGUGCUCCAUUGGAAGGAAUUUCUGAUUGUCUCCAUGGUAAUUUACCCCUUCCAUUUUUUAAAAUGAAAAAAUGAAUAGCCCUCUGCAUAAUGUAGCUACAUGUAUAAAGUUCUAUCCUGUGCCCUGAAGCCUCACUGUCCAGAGUCAUUGGUUUUCAGAUGCUCACUGCAUCCUCACCAUGUGCCCAGCGCCGUGCUGGGUGGAAGAUACAAAGGACAAGCAUACUUCCUGUCAACGUAAGGAGCUUCUGAUCCAUUCCAUGCGAGGAUGCUCUUCUGGGGUGACUGGCUUCUAAGUGAAACCACCUGAGAACAUGAAGGUCCUUUUGUUUACUUCCAGUUCCACUUGGAUAGAGUUACUAUUCCAAAUUCUGCUCUAAGAAACUGUGUUAUGGAGAGGCUCCUAUGUCUGUCUACCUUCCAGAAAGCCAGCGAUGAAGUAUCACAGUGGGCAUUAAUGUGUAUUUGAAAUGUUCACAGCAGCCUUUGUACAAUUGAGUGGCCCUUGGUAGGCAGAACACACUCUAUUAAGUGGUUGCAGGAAAUCAGAAUGAAAAUAGAAGCUCUGUCCUGCCCUCAAGGGGAACUUACAUUUAUGUAAUGAAAGACAUACCCCAAACCUGUGCAUGAACCAAAAUGCCGUGCCCCUACAUACUUUAUAAGCAACUUUGAUAUCCAAUUCUUGUGAUGUGCUUACAUGACCACAGGACUACCCUGCAUUCCCUGUAUGGAGUGAAUUUUACCGGCAGAACUGAUAGAGAAACUGUAAGGGGAUGUCAUCCGUUGUUCCCAGUACAUGGUUCUCCAGGAUAUAGCCAGUUAUCCCCAUUACAUUCGUGACUGGGUUCCUGGUCACUGUGCUGGUACUGGCUUUCUCCUCCUGUGUUCCUGCCUCAGAAUUGGUGAUCCCCACUGGUGCUCCGUAUGCUCUGAAAUCAUUUGGUUUAUCAUUUCCUUUUCCCCCCCGUAAAGGGGAACAAAGCCUUUAACACACAUCUGGGCCCUAAAACCAUGGGCCCUCAAAGGAGAACUGUGAAGCUUUUCGAGGUUAAAAUUUACCUUUGUGAUCCCCAAAUGACCACACUCCUCUUUGAAAAGUUAAUUGCUUUCGUUCCCUGAAAAUGCAAGGCAGGACAUCCGUCAAUACGGGCACACCCAAACCAGCAGAGGUUCCUGAAAGGAAGGAAAGAACCAAAGUGAAGGUUUUCUGCUCUCCAUAUUACAAAUCAGGUCGAGUUAGCUUUCUGGUGAGGUGUGUGUUUGGAAGAAGGGCUUCUCGAGUUUCAGGUCAGCUGAGCUCCAGGGUAAGGUAGCCUGACGGCGGGGCAGAUAUGAUGAGGCUGAACCAAUCCUUGUGAUGAAGUGAUCAUGCGGUAACAUACAAAAACCAAGGACAUGUAUAUUUUUAUAUCUGUGUGGUUUUAAAACUUUAGUACUUAGAAUUUUGACCUUCUGCACUACUCUAUUGCUCUUGUAAACAUAAUUUACAUCCAAGAAUGGAAAGGGAUGACAUUUACCUAUGUUCUCACUGCCUCAUUCCUGGUGAAGCGCCUGCUAGUUGUAUGCCUCUAAACUGAUGCUGUUUCCUGUGCUAAAGGUGAAAGAAAAGAAAAACAAAAAUAGUUGGACAAUAAGACUUGCAACUUAAUCUGCUUUGAAUAAAUUUAUGUAGCAGAAACUAUACAAUGAAGGAAGAAUUCUAUGAAAAUUGCAAACCCUAAACUUUAUCUAUGGUGAUAUCUUUAUAGGGAAUGGAGGAAGGCAGUGAAAUGGCAGUUAGAGUAAAGGAGGCAUCAAGGGUUCCAGUAUAAGUAAUAUUUUAUAUAAAACGUAGUUUAGGUCCCCAUAAUCUUCAAGAAUAGUCACAAAUAUCAUAAAGCAAAGUUCAUUGUUUUAGGAUUUUUGAAAAAUAUGUUGUACCUAAGGCCAUAUUUACUCUUCUAUGCUAUCACUGCAAAGGAGUGAUAUGUAUGUAUUAUAUGAAAAAAAAAUCCUUAAUGCACUGUUAUCUCCUAAAUAUUUAGUAAAUUAAUACUAUUUAAUUUUUUUAAAGAUUUGUCUGUGUAGACACUAAAAGUAUUACACAAAACCUGGACUGAAGAUGUCCUUUUUAACAACAAUUUAAAGUACUUUUUAUAUAUGUUAUGUAGUACAUCCUUUCUAAACUGCCUAGUUUGUAUCUCCCAUAAUUCCUGUUGUGAAGUGUACCUGUCCUUGUCUCUCUUUUCAGUCAUUUCCUGCACGCAUCCCUCUUUCCAUAAUUACAGAGAUGACUGUUUGCUUUCCACACUCUGCUGCCAAGCUGUGCGCUCAGAGCCGGCCGCACCCCAUUAAGGCUUGCUCCGUGUGGUGCAGAGCAAGCUGCUGCUUUGGAGCCGAGUGUUUCCUCCCGCUUUUGCAUUGUCCUGGCAUCCUUCUUGAAAUGACUGUUAAAACUAAAAUAAAUUACAUUGCAUUUAUUUUAUAUUCUUGGUUGUAAUAAAAUUUAAUUGACUUUG